CGCAGAGAGCCCGCGGGGAGCACCUGCUUCUCUCCUGCGCCCCCCAACAAGGAGAUUCAAUACUCACAGUCACUGCAUGCAGGCUGCUCUGCUGUCUGCAAGGGGAUGUCACAGACAGAAGCAGCGGCCGAAGGCUCGAGGCUGCCAAAGGGUGUUCACGACAACAUCAUUUAUAAUGGUGAAAUAAUUGGAGACAACUUAAAUGUCCAUCGCUAGAGCAAGAGACAAAUCACUCGUGGUCCAUGGGAUCCUGGAACCCUCUGCAGCCGCCAAAUCAAGGAGGCGGCUGGAGAAGCCGUGCUGGAGGAGCCGGGCCACGGAGGGACGGCCAGGGCAUGCUGAGAGGGAGAACCAGCGAUGGAAGAAUGUGCACAGAACGAUAGGAGUUCUGUAAAGCAAAGCUGGAUGUGGGGAGAAAGAGAGACUGCAGCAGCAGAGGCUCCGGAGGGUACCUAGACUGUCACGCCCAGGGGGAGGGAGACAGGAUUGCAGGGGAGACUGUCAAUUUUCCUUUUAUACCACUGAUAUUCUCCCGAUCGGAGGUCCUGCUUUUGUGAUUAAAGAAAAUAAUAAUGUCUCGUUCAUUUCCACAAUAGGAGAAUGACACGUGAUUCACAAAUAUGUCUCUCUCCCAUCAAGCCCAUUCCCAGACCUCACUCAUCCCCCAGCGUCUUCAUAACGAUCCUAGGUACCCAGUGCUGCCAGGAGCCAUGGAUGCGAAGCUGGCCCCACGUGGCCCCUGCCCCAGGGAGCUCUCGUCUAACAGGAGUCAGAGCCACAGGCCGUGGUCACAGGCUGUGGUGCCAGGUUCUAGGAUGGGCUGCUGGCACGGGCAGCCGUGCUGGUGGGUUGGUGGAGAGUCAAGGAGGCUUUCCCAGAUGGUGUUUGACCAGAGGCACUGGAAGAGCAGGGGCUGCCCCCAGGCAGGACACAGGCCUUUGGAGGGAAGAACGGGCCACAUAUACAAAGGCCAGCGGCGUGGGGGAAGCGAAGGGGCUGAGGCUGGAGGAACGAGGAAGAUGGGGCUGCAGAGCCGUGUAGGGCUCCACCAGCAAGGCUCGGGAGAGAGUGGGCUGAAGAUGCAGGGGAGGGAGAAGGAGAUGCCCAGGGCCUCCUGCAGCUCGAGGCCUGGAGUCAGCUCCGCAGGCAGGGAGGCGAGCCUGCAGCCCCCCAUGCCCAGGGGUCCCACCGAGCUUGCGGAAGGUCAGGAAGGCCCAGGGAUGAGAGCAUCCACGCCUUCUGGGGUGGCGGUAGAAAGGGGCUUGAGAGCAGGGCUCUGGGCCCAGACUGUGGCACCCAGAGACUGGCUGGGUCUCUCAGAGUGGCCUGGACACUCUGCCGGCUCGGCUUCCUCCCCUGAAAAGUGCGAGUGGCCUGGAGACAGACCUGCGUAUAGGGCCGUUUGUGAGAGCAAAGACAUCGUGAGUCUGAAGCAUUUAGCCUGGCUCUCGUUAGGAAUGCUGGCAGAAGGAGGUGGGCCUCGUCCCGGGGGAUUGGGCAGCCUUUCCCAGGUCCUGGGCAAGAGGUCACUAUUGCUGUCUGUGUCACUCAAAGCCUGCUGAGAGCAGAGACCCCACGGCCCCCGGGGUAACACCAGUGGGUAGUGGAGAAGUGCUACGGCAGAGGGGACCCCAGUGAGAGCUGCCCCAGGAAGACAAGGCCACCGGGGACCUUGGCUCCUGGCUCCUCCCCGGGCCAAGAGCCUGUCAGACUUCGGGGUGCAGCAGAAUCAUAGGGCCCCCAGUGUGUCUGGGCUGGAGCCCAGGAAUCUGCGACUCUAACUAGCCGCCUGCGGGGUCCUGGCCACAUUUGGAGAAACACUGUUCCGUGUCCAGUCCCAGCGUGAUUUGUCACCUGGACCGGUCCAUCCCCACCAUCUCUCCUCCUUGGCCAGGCCUGGUGUCCCCCCUGCAUUCCCAGCUUCUGUUCCCUCUGUUGCCGGCUGCCCCCGGCCUGUGAGGUCACCCUGCCCGCACAACCUCUCGCCCCGACCCUGCUCAGCCUCAGCUCAUCCUUCUAAGGGCCUCAGUCUCUCCAGAGUUUCCAGAUCCCCUUCCGCAUCGCAAGCCUGGAGGAGGCCGCCUUUGGCCAGGGCCCCGCUCAUCUAUGCUGUGGAAGGUGGGAAGUGUCCUCGCUCAGGCCUGCCCCUUUGGCAGGACCUGGGGUGGCCAAGCAGAGCUUUGAAGCAGCUGUGAUGUGACCGCUGCCUUGGCCUGCCUGACACAGCAUCCAGACAGCUCUGGCCGUCCUGGAAUUCUCGUCUGUCCAUCCACCCGGCUGAUUCUGCUUUGGCCCUCUGUCUCCAUCCCCCUCCUUCUGGAUGGUCUGUCUGGUGUCAGAGUCCAGAUUUGUCCCUGAUGAGACCACGGGCGUCUUCCCGAUCUCCACAAAGCCUCCAUAAAGCAAGCCUGCUGCCCAUGUUCAGCUCUCAACCCUAGGAGUCAGGACCUGAACGUGGAGCUUGAUUUUUACAAGGCUCUGAACUGCACAGUGGUUAUAAAAGCGUGAGUUUUGGAAUCAGACACACCCAGGCACCUCCCCGCACCUCAGUUUCCUCAUCUGUAAAAUGGGAAUGGUCACACCAACUCGUCUGGUGUUUCAAGGAUUCUUCUGCAAUCACGUGGAACGCAGUGCAGGGCCUAGAACCCAGUAAGCACUCAAAAGGUACAGUUGUUUAUGAAUCUUGUUUUCUUUUUAAACUAAUAUAUCAUAAAAUUGCAUUGGGGGGGGCAAUACAGUUCUGUGACUUUUGCACAUGUAUAGCUUUGUGUAGCCACCACUGUAAUCAGGAGUGCAGCAUUCCAAACCCCCGAACUCCUUCUGCUGCCCCUUCGCGCUCCCGUCCUCCCCGUCCCUGACCGCUGGCGAUCGCUGAGCUGCUCCACACCCCUACAGUUCUGUCUUUGCCAGGAUGACAGAUACAUGGAAUUCUGUAGCGCGGAAGCUUUGAGACUGGCUUCUUCCUCUCAGCAUAAAGCCUCUGAGGUCCACCCAUGGUGUUGCCGCAUCAAGUCUGUCCUUUCCAUCGCGGAGCAGCCUCCAUUGCACGGAUAGACCAUCACUAGGUUGACCGUUUACUCCCUGAGGACGUUUGAGUGGUUUCGGUUUUGGGCCAUCGUGAAUAGAGCUGCUGUGAACUCUCGCGUAGAGACGUGUGUGUGAACAUAAAUUUUCAUUUCUCCUGAGUCGGUACAGAGGAGUGCGCUUCCUGGAUCUUUGGAUGAGUAUCUCUUUAACGUUUUAAGAAUCUGUCAAACUGUUUUCCAGAGCGGCUGUACCGUUUUGCAUUCCCACCAGCGAUGUUAGGAGUUCUAGACAUUCUGAAUCCUCACCAGAGCUCAAUGUGGUCAGAUUCUCGUGAAUUUCCCCCCAUUUUAAUGGAUGUGUAGUGGAUUCUCGUCGUGGAUUUUUUGCAAAUAGGUUUUUAUUGUGGUAAAAUACACGUAACAUAAAAUUUGCCACAUUAGCCAUUUUUAAGUGUAUAAUUCAACGGCAUUAAGGACAUUCACACUGUUGUGCAACCAUCACCUCUACGCAUUUCCAGAGCUUCUGAAUCAUCCUAGAGAGAAACCCUGUCCCCAAUAUACUGAAACUCCCUCUUCCCACCUCUCCCACCC
Messenger RNA from Equus caballus (horse), 3617 nucleotides. NCBI's taxonomy places the organism in Eukaryota, Metazoa, Chordata, Mammalia, Perissodactyla, Equidae. The record is from RefSeq and is a predicted model, not a curated record.